This is a messenger RNA of Closterium sp. NIES-67, 146 nucleotides long. The record is from the annotation of a GenBank genome assembly. NCBI's taxonomy places the organism in Eukaryota, Viridiplantae, Streptophyta, Zygnematophyceae, Desmidiales, Closteriaceae.
CAACUGAUACUAUUUAUGACUUUAUAAUGAAACUCAAGAAGCCAAAAAAGUUUAACCAAUUUGUAUGGUCCCGCAAUCGAAUAGCCAUUACCUUACUCUUCUUCCUAGGGUUAAGAGCCAGUGAGCUCAUACACAUCACAAAAGAU